Messenger RNA from Megachile rotundata (alfalfa leafcutting bee), 1597 nucleotides. RefSeq lists its product as uncharacterized. The record is from RefSeq and is a predicted model, not a curated record. NCBI's taxonomy places the organism in Eukaryota, Metazoa, Arthropoda, Insecta, Hymenoptera, Megachilidae.
CGAAACUGCGUCUCAGGAUUCCUAGCGAUCUUGAAUCCGUGCAUCGGAGCGGAACAAUAGCCCUCGUACACAAGCGCCGGCGAUUUCUAAAUAUAUCGCUGCAAGGAAUUCGGUGUCGCAUCAGCGUGAAUCGCGCGUGCAUCUUUUUCCUAUCGGCGUUUCGACACGGUGUGCAAUCUCAUCGACGACCUUGAGUAGAUCCCGGUAGGUUUUCGGGCCGGCAAAGUGGAAAGGAUCGAGGAUCGCACCGGGAAGAGGAGCGGAAAUCGGUGCUCGUUACAUCGGAAGCGAUCCCUUUUAGGGAAAGAAAGCAUUCCUGUGCGCUGACGUUUGACGGGGCCACGAUACGUGCGAUCCAGCAGGAACCGCCGCCAGAAAAUCAAUCCGAAACGUCAUGCCGUUGUGUGUAUCAACAUUGGAAAAUCAAUGGUAACCCGUGACGUAGGAGUCCCGCCUCAGAACCGGCCAAUAGGCUCGCGAGCUCGUCCCCACUCGCGGCAACUUUUACACCUACCCACACGACCGUCGGCGUGCUCAUUCCGUAGCAGACUGCUGCACCGACCGGACGCACGCGAUCCCGCGCGACACAUCAAAAACAAUCGUUGAAAAGGCAGCACGAGCUAUCGUAAAACGAGAGAGCUAUCCGUGAAAGCGCACGACGCGUAUGCAGUUUUCCAGUCGUCGCAGCGAUACAACGGAGAGCGCAGUUCCGGACGACCAGCAGUGGCACACGUCAUCGUCCGAUCUCUUGGAGAACCCGAUCGAAACGGAGCCAACGCACCAAACCGAUCGCCGGUCCGAUCCGAAAAGCGUAUCGCGUUGAGAGUCAGAUCCGCGAUCCGAUUGCCGACCGAACAGUUUUGCGUGCGAAACCGGGAAAUUCACUCGUGCGUUUCCGCUGUUAAACGGGACGGAAACGGACAAGCAAAAAGAAUCCGCGGAACGAGCGCAAAGUGCCGGACGAGAUCGACCGUUGGAAGGGUAAACGUGUUCGCUGCCGCACCGAGGAACCGUCCAGUUUGAACUUUCCAGAAAGACGGAGCGAGAAAGACGACGCUCGAGUGUGUAGAGUGCGAGACAAGGAGAGCCCCGUUCGCGAGGAAUAAAGAAAAAGAGUGUGCGCGCUCGCUAGUGCCGGCUGCUAUCGAGAUGGCGUUUAUGAUGCCUGUUGUGAAAAACGAGUGGGACAUUUACAAGACCAACCGUAGUCGACGAUCUUCGGAAUGCUCCAAUCCUCAGGCCUGUCGCAGUAGGAAGGUGGGUGUCGGAAUGCUCAAAAUCCGAAGGUCCCUCGUUGUCUACGUCGCCUGGCUCGGACUUUUUGACGUCGCCGGCUCACCGUUCGGUGCCCCUCACUUCCCGCCACUUCUCGAGGACGUCCUCGAGGGCGUCUCAAAACUCGCUGCAGAGCCCCAGCAAGAGCACCGGCUCGUCCCCGCCGAAAACCGGCAGCUCCAACUCCUUGAACAAGUUCCACAACCGACUGGUCGACAAGCUGAAGAAGUCUCUGAAGAAGGCUGACGACAGCGCGGAAGAUCAGCGAAAUUUGUCGUGAAACAGCCAAGGGGUUUUGGGCCGGCCACCGAUUCCCGGCNCC